AUGCUUAUUCCAGAUGGAAAAUUUGUGGGUGAAAUAGUGAAUGGAGGUGAAACAGCCCAAGUUAUGACCGAUUCUAUCUACAACGACGGGCGAUGGCACACGAUCUACUGGGAAGCUGACGAUCUUGGAAUGAGACUGCGAGUCGAUGGCAAAACCACCGAAAUGAAUGCCACACUUAUACUGCCCAACGCUCAUCAGUGGACAAUCGGAGUCCAUAUUGGUGAGGAGGGCUACUGUCGUGAAGGCCUAUGCAAAAAUGGAGAGUACAGUAUGUUCGUUCCGACCGGCUCAUUCUUGCAAAUCCCAUGGCAGAAUCCGGCUCACACAGACAACUGCCACCAGAUUGCCAUCCAGACCAGCGUCACCAACGUCUCUCUGGUUAAAUCAAAAGCACUCUUCGCUGAGUCGACCUUCAACAUGUCCAUAAACCCACGAGGGCACUUGACGUUGUCUGUUUAUGACGGAUUUUUCUUCAAUCACAAAAAUUCUGAGAAGCGAUGGAAUCUCAGCGAUAACAUCAUGCAUGACAUAGCUUUCUGUGCAUCUGAUUCAAGUUUCAACCUAACGGAAUCAUCAGAUGACAACGCUAUUGUUGGCCUAGCGGUAGCCGGCUUUUUGGCGCUGCUUCUCUCAAUCCUUGUAUGCUACAUGAGAUCUCGUCCAGAAGGCGUGUACAAAACGAAUGAAGGCGAAUACAGUCCAUCUCGAAGUGAAGAACCACUGGUGAACGGUGUGCCAGCAGGUGGAAAGGAGUACUUUUGUUGA
Ostertagia ostertagi is the source of this 765-nucleotide messenger RNA. Lineage: Eukaryota; Metazoa; Nematoda; Chromadorea; Rhabditida; Trichostrongylidae. The record is from the annotation of a GenBank genome assembly.